Messenger RNA from Mytilus californianus (California mussel), 641 nucleotides. RefSeq lists its product as uncharacterized. The coding region runs from base 62 to 637 and encodes 191 amino acids. Lineage: Eukaryota; Metazoa; Mollusca; Bivalvia; Mytilida; Mytilidae. The transcript has 8 exons. The record is from RefSeq and is a predicted model, not a curated record.
AAAACGAAUUCUUCUAUAACUAGGUCGUUUUUAAUUCAACCACCAAGAGGAACGGAUCAUCAUGUUGAUGAACGUUUUGAUUUUUGUCUUGACUUUCGUAUUUGGAGUUGAAGGUCUUUGUUUCUAUCCUUGUCGAAGACAGGAGGUUGGGAAAUAUAUCAAACUUAACGAUCCGGGAAGGAAUAGUGUUUUACAUUUCAACUGCAAACAUCCUACUUUGGUUUUUCCUGAAAUUGGCGUAACGAUGGAGUGUUUUGCACGGAAUGGACCGUUUAAAGUUCAACGUUUGCAAGGACAUGGAUUAAUGUUUAGAUGUCUGAAAGAGAUGGCUAUUGAUCCAUCAGGUCAAACUGUAGUUCUGUAUUUAAAACCCUUUAGAACUUAUUUCAAGACCCCUACAUUAUGUGAAGUGUGUGGUGCUCCAGACCGCUGGUCAUUAGCUCUGUUUGCAGCCCAAGGCGUUUCAAAACAAAGAGCACUAAGAGUAAAAGUCCCACCUAUAGGUUGUAACGUCCCAAAGGAUUGUCAAAUCAAAAAUCCGUAUACUGAUUUGCCCUGCAAUGGAUGUGAACCAAAGGAGGAUGAUGGCCUAUGCUGUAGAGGAUGCAAAAUCCCACGCAAUCAACAUUAUGCAUAAAUAA